AGCUGGACAACAGAGGAGGUUUGCCACAAAUCCUCCAACUAACCCGCUAAGUUUGUUGCUAACCGUGUUAGCUCGUUGUAGCAUUGAUUUCUAGUGACUGCAAUACAGCAUCCCUAUUUGCCAGCAUGUAAAAAUCAGUGUUGAAUUUCAAGAAAUGAAGGUGGUAACGUGUGAGAUUGCAUGGCACAACAAGGAGCCAGUAUACAGCCUGGACUUCCAGCACAGCUCUGAUGGACGCAUUAAUCGAUUGGCCACAGCUGGAGUAGACACCACAGUCAGACUGUGGCGGGUGGACACAGGCCCAGAUGGGAAGGCAGUGGUGGAUUUUCUGUCUAAUCUGGCAAGACACACCAAGGCUGUCAAUGUAGUGCGCUUCAGCCCUAAUGGAGAGCUGCUUGCCUCAGGAGGAGAUGAUGCAUUAAUUCUGCUGUGGAAACUCAAUGACUCUAAGGAGCCUGAGCAGGCACCUGUGUUUCAGGAGGAUGAAGAUGCUCAGCUCAACAAGGAGAGCUGGUCUGUGGUCAAGACACUAAGGGGACACAUAGAGGAUGUGUAUGACAUCUGCUGGACACGAGAUGGAAACUUGAUGGUGUCUGGCUCUGUUGACAACACUGCUAUUAUGUGGGACAUCAGCAAAGGACAGAAGCUGUGUAUCUUGAAUGACCAUAAGAGCUAUGUGCAGGGUGUGACCUGGGAUCCUCUGGGGCAAUAUGUUGCCACUCUCAGCUGUGACAGAGUAAUGCGUGUGUACAGCACUCACACCAAGAAGAAGGCUUUCUGUAUCAGUAAAAUGAGCUCUGGGCCACUUGCAGAGGGAGAGGUCAAGCAGUACAGAAUGUUCCAUGAUGACAGUAUGAGGUCGUUCUUUCGACGCCUUUCAUUCACCCCUGAUGGGUCUUUCCUGCUCGCCCCAGCUGGAUGUGUGGAGAUUGGAGAGAACAUCAUAAACACCACCUACAUCUUUUCCAGAAAGAGCCUUAAGAGGCCUAUCGCCCAUUUGCCAUGCCCAACUAAAGCUACACUGGCUGUGCGCUGCUGCCCUGUCUACUUUGAACUGAGAACCAAGAAGGGAGAAGAUGGUUGUGUCCAGGCUCUUCCUAACGUAUUCCAGUUGCCGUACCGUAUGGUGUUUGCAGUGGCAUCAGAGGACUCCAUCUUCUUGUACGACACUCAACAGACUCUUCCUUUCGGCCUGGUGUCCAACAUCCACUAUCACACACUCAGUGACUGCACAUGGUCUCGCGAUGGUUCCUUCUUGGCGGUGUCCUCCACAGAUGGCUACUGCUCAUUCCUGUCCUUCUCCCCUGGGGAGCUGGGUACUCCACUGAAGGAGCCCCCCACAUUGGAGGUCUUUGUCCCAAACAGUGGUGUUGAGAAAAAGGGAAAGAAGUCAUCAGUGGGCAAGACGUCGUCUCCUGUGUCUCAGCCAUCAAGCUCAGCCCCAACUCCCACGUCCCAAACCAGCCAUGGCAAAGAUGCCCCGUCUGUCACUCCUCCGGAGGAGAAGAAGAGCACCCCCAGUGCCAAGCCUAAAACUCAGCCCCGCAGGAUCACCCUCAACACCCUGGAGGGUUGGGGGAAGCCCACUACCCCUAAAACUACAGCUCCUCCAGCGCCUCAGACCCCAACACCUGGAAGCACAAGCGCUCCGUCAACUCCCCAACCACACAUCACCCCCCUCACCCCCACCAGCUCCUCCAAAACCCAGAUACGCAUCACCCCCCUCACUCCUUCCACCCCAAAAGUCCUCAACAGUGCUAAUACUCCUGGGCCCACCACUCCUAAGGGUACAACCACCCCAAAGGGGCCCACCCCAAGGAGAGUAUCUUUGACUCCCGUUGCAUCCAGAUCCCCAGCUGUUAGUUCACUCUUCAGCACUCCCUCCUCCACUGAGAAGGCCAAACAUGAACGUCCUUCUCCUCCCACUGAUCCAGUGUGCCAGCCUCCAGAGUCCAAACGGCCCAAAACCAGCGACCCCCCUGCAAAGACCAGUGUCACCCAGGUGUUGUAGUAGUGUUUAGUAGUGUUUAUUGGGAACCCUGUGGUGCUAUAUCAGAAAAGCGUACAUACAGCAGAGAGUGAGAGUUAAUGAAGCUUCAGGAGAAAAUCGCUGAGGCUCCCCAUGGAUCUAAUCCCAUAGUGCAAUAGCAUUGUGUUUGGGUUUGAUAUGUCUAUACGUGACCUCACACAAUGUACUUGGUUAUAAAACAAAAAACUGGGUAUCCUUGAGUUAUUUUAGGCAUGUGUGUUCUGUAUCAUACAAUAAACAGAUAAUGAGGUAACUGUAUUAUAUUUGGUUUGUUUGACAUUUAGAUGCCUAAAUGCUGUUGUAAAACAGAUGUCUUGCUUCCUUUCAAGAACAUGGUUGUGAAAUUGAAACAGUGCUCCAACCUAAAGAAGGAAAAAAACAUGCACUUCAAGGUUUAGUGCUUUGUGUAUAGUCCUGAGUCUUAAUUUGCAAAAGACUGUGGAUCAGCAGCUUCUGUGAAAAGUGCGUUUUCUUAUUGUCUAAUAAAGGAUGUUUCAUACAGAGAA
Messenger RNA from Lates calcarifer (barramundi perch), 2535 nucleotides. RefSeq names its product chromatin assembly factor 1, subunit B (gene chaf1b). Gene Ontology annotation, molecular function: protein binding. Bases 155 to 2011 code for a protein of 618 amino acids. Lineage: Eukaryota; Metazoa; Chordata; Actinopteri; Centropomidae. The record is from RefSeq and is a predicted model, not a curated record. The transcript is spliced from 15 exons. Gene Ontology annotation, biological process: DNA replication-dependent chromatin assembly; nucleosome assembly. Gene Ontology annotation, cellular component: nucleus; CAF-1 complex.